GCACUGUGCUCUGCCGAACUAAAUAUUCUAAAAUGCUGUCCAUGAAAGUUAUUUUCUUGCUUGGCCUGACUGUCGCCGUUGCAAUGGCUGGCCAUGUUCCAACUCUUGGUGGUGUUGAAGAACUCUCAGGUGCUGGUCUUAAGGAGGCUGAGGAUACAUUGAAUCUCUCUCUGACCAAGUUGGCUGCUGGUGAAGGACCAAACUACAAAUUGGGCAAGAUCAUUUCGGCUUCACGUCAAACUGUCUCUGGCUUCAAAUAUAUUUAUCAAGUGGAGCUUGUUGAGGGCAGCAAGACCAAGACUUGCAACGUGGAGAUCUGGUCCCGUACCUGGUUGAAGGACGGUAUUGAGGUGACAUUCAACUGUCCCGAAGGCAGCGUUACCAAGAAGCACAGCGUCUAAUCAUUCUGUACUGCGUUCUGAUAAAAAUAAAAACUCCAACAAAUGAAAAAAAA
Molecule: messenger RNA, 454 nt
Organism: Drosophila busckii
Lineage: Eukaryota; Metazoa; Arthropoda; Insecta; Diptera; Drosophilidae
Product: sarcocystatin-A-like
Exons: 3
Coding region: 33-401 (122 amino acids)
Molecular function (GO): cysteine-type endopeptidase inhibitor activity
Source: RefSeq, a predicted model, not a curated record